This is a messenger RNA of Penicillium antarcticum, 558 nucleotides long. RefSeq lists its product as uncharacterized. Bases 1 to 558 code for a protein of 185 amino acids. The record is from RefSeq and is a predicted model, not a curated record. NCBI's taxonomy places the organism in Eukaryota, Fungi, Ascomycota, Eurotiomycetes, Eurotiales, Aspergillaceae. The transcript has a single exon.
AUGGGUAACUAUGCUAGGCGCGGGUGGGCAUUGAAUGAAAUUUGGGCAACAAAGCUAGUUCCAUUCGGCGAAGCUCAGGUUAUGUGGCUUACGCACGGUCACCUGUAUUACCCCACAAGAUACUCUGCGACAUUUAGACUGGCUGAUCCUACACAGAAUAUCCAGCCGUUUGACAUUGUCUUAGUCGUUCUACCACCCAGAAGCAUGGCAGACGAGUUAACUUAUCUUGUUGAAUCUGCCAGAGGAUUAAGGUUUGCUGAUAGGAUGACUGGCCUGUCUGAGUCAGACUCCCAUGGCCCGAAAACAAGUCAUAUAGCUCUCUUGAAGGAAGCUCGCACGCUGAUACAAUCUGCCGAAGCCACUACCUCGGCUGCGCAACAAUUCGUGUCCUUGGCUGAAAGCAAACAUGCACAGAGAGACGAGGACAUUGCGCGACUAAGCUGCCUGAAAAGAAAAGCCAACGCUCUUGCAAGCAUUGCAGAGAGUUUCAGCGAUGCAGUGGAACGCUAUAUUGUAGGCUAUUUGACCUCGCUUGCGGGUCUGGGGACAGUGGAGUAG